This is a messenger RNA of Pocillopora meandrina, 1207 nucleotides long. Lineage: Eukaryota; Metazoa; Cnidaria; Anthozoa; Scleractinia; Pocilloporidae. The record is from the annotation of a GenBank genome assembly.
GACGCCCUCAAGGACUGUUGCAAAGAUGUCGCGAUGAGAUUCAGGGCAGACGGCGGCAUUUUCUGCCUACAGCGCUUCAAAGCUAAGUCGAAGGUCUCACUAAUGUUCCUGCGUGAGUCACUCUUUGCAGAUGACUGGGCACUCUUGGCUUACUCUGAAGAAGAUCUACGAGACAUAUUAAAUGAGCUUGUCACGGCAGCCAUUCGUUACGGCCUCACAAUGAGCAUUAUAAUAAAGUUCGGAUAUAACGCGCGCUGUCACUGGCUGAAAGAGCGUGCUCUAUCAGAGUAUAAAACGUAGAGAUGAGCUAAAAAAAGUCAUGCCAUCUGCCAAAUUGUACUAUGUCCGACCAGUUUCCCGGACUGCUCUCUAGCUUCUAUGAGAGUACGGAGCAUGCUGACGGCACUGUAUUGUUCGCUUUGGAAAUAAAGUUUGUUUUGAAAAUUGAAAGUAAUGCAUGGGGAAUUUAACGGAUUCGUGAUUAUAAAACAAAUAGAGAAGCCUUGAUUGUACCUUGUUAUGUUUAAAGCAAUUAGGAAGCGGCAAGAGCACUCAAGAAGUCGGGAGAAACACUUCUUUCUUGCUCUAGCUGCUUCCUGCGUGGUUAACAACGGAACAGAGCACAGUCAAGGCUUCUCUAUUUGUUAGUUAAAGAGCCCUAAGCAAUGUUUAGAUAAGCGAUGAAAACCUUCAAGUCGAACAAACGUCUGCUUCCUGGGUGGCUUCCUUUCUCAGAAUGCAGACGUUAAUAAAAGUCACGUCACGUAUUUACAAAGCAAGUGCUGUUUCGGGAAGAUUGGACCAUCGACUCUGGUCAGACCACGGAAUUCAGCUAACCACAAAGGUCGGUAUCUACAGAACAGUAGUUCCGACAACAUUGCCGUAUACGUGUGAGGCUUGGACAUGAUAUCACUAACACCUCAGACACCUUGAUCAGUUUCGUCUCAGAUACUUUUGCAAGAUCUUUGGCAUGUCCUAGAAGGACAUGGUACCCAACACCACCGUAAUCCCUUUGGGAGGACCCCUCUGUAAAGCACUUUUAGUAAAGUGGGUAUCCUCAAUAAAGAUUUACGUUACCCGCAAUUUAGGGGAAUCGAAGUACUCCUCAUGAAGAGCCAGCUCCGCCGGAUGGGCAGGACAUCUUAUCCGCAUGGAAGAUAACCGUAUUCCAAAUGCUAUUUCCUAUGGAGAAGUAUUCAGCGGUUGA